CACUUUCCUCACUUCUAUCGUUAAAACAGAACCAUCGUCUUCCGCCGUGAGAAACAGAGGAGUUUACUGAAAUGGAAGGGAAGGAAGAAGAUGUAAGACUUGGAGCUAACAAGUUCAACGAGAGACAGCCGAUUGGAACGGCGGCGCAGAGUCAGGAUGAUGCUAAGGACUACAAGGAGCCACCGCCGGCGCCGUUGUUCGAGCCGGAGGAGCUCACUUCAUGGUCCUUUUACAGAGCUGGAAUCGCCGAGUUUUUCGCUACUUUUCUCUUCCUUUACAUCACUGUUUUGACCGUCAUGGGUGUCGUACGGUCGAAGGAAGCCACUGGGAAUACCUGUAAGACCGUCGGGAUUCAGGGGAUCGCUUGGGCUUUCGGGGGUAUGAUUUUUGCUCUGGUUUACUGUACUGCUGGAAUCUCCGGUGGCCACAUUAACCCGGCGGUGACUUUUGGGCUGUUUCUGGCGAGGAAAUUGUCGUUGACCAGGGCGAUCUUCUACAUGGUGAUGCAGUGCCUUGGUGCCAUCUGCGGUGCCGGCGUGGUGAAGGGGUUCCAACCCAAACCCUAUGAGGCCCUCGGCGGAGGAGCUAACGUCGUGAACGAGGGAUACACCAAAGGGGACGGCCUUGGCGCUGAGAUCGUCGGAACCUUCAUCCUUGUUUACACCGUCUUCUCCGCCACUGACGCCAAACGUAGCGCCAGAGACUCACAUGUUCCGAUUUUGGCACCGUUGCCAAUUGGGUUUGCAGUGUUCUUAGUUCACUUGGCCACCAUUCCGAUCACCGGCACCGGCAUCAACCCAGCCCGGAGCUUGGGAGCCGCCAUUAUUUACAACCACGACAAAGCCUGGGAUCACCACUGGAUUUUCUGGGUGGGACCCUUCAUCGGCGCUGGUCUUGCAGCUCUGUACCACCAAGUUGUGAUCAGAGCCAUCCCUUUCAAGUCCAAGUGAAAAUCUUAUCUAAAAUCCAUGAUGCUUCAAUCUCAGCCGUCCGAUCCCAAUCCAAAAAACAAAAAUGGCUGUUUUUCCCUUUUGUAUUGUAAUUUUUAAUCAAACUGUAUCAUUUAAAUUUAAUCCAGCAGUUUCUUGAGGCCCUUUUUUUCUUUUCUUUUUUCUGUGUUUUUUAAAUUCCAACUGGGGGGCCCAAUUUGUAAGCCAGUGCAGUGUUAUCUGUAAUUAUAUGUUUGGUUGUGAAGUUAUGUAUGGUCAAUUUCCCCAAAAAAAAAAAUGAAAAAAAGAAAAAAAAAAACAAAAGUUAAAUAAUGAUGCCCACUCUACUUUUAUGGGACUUGUCAA
Molecule: messenger RNA, 1295 nt
Organism: Benincasa hispida (wax gourd)
Lineage: Eukaryota; Viridiplantae; Streptophyta; Magnoliopsida; Cucurbitales; Cucurbitaceae
Product: aquaporin PIP1-2-like
Biological process (GO): transmembrane transport
Cellular component (GO): membrane
Molecular function (GO): channel activity
Source: RefSeq, a predicted model, not a curated record